AUGGAGCCUACUGCCUACGGAACAACCUCCUUGGCGGUCGAUGAGCGACUAACCAGCCAGAUGAACGGCAAACGCCAGGCUUUCGUGAAGUGGGGUGUCUUUGGACUGGCCACGUGUGGCAUCUGCAGUACGUUGGCCUUGAUGGGGACCAGUCCGGUUCAUCAAGACGCAAUCGCCGAAGCGAUGCGAGCGACAUCGAGUGCGUUCAAGACUGCCGAUCCUGCUGUGGAUGCGGAGGUCACGUGUUUCCAGAGCUCCUAUAUUGACAACGUCACUCGGAUGAUGAAACCGAUCACCGACUUGAAGUGGAAGCGUGGAGGUCAGAAGAAUGCAAGGUCAUAUAUUGCAAUCGACCUGGAGAGAAAAUAUCAGGAGAUCAUGGGCUUCGGAGGUGCCUUCACCGAAGCGGCCGCUCUGCAGUUCCAGAAGCUAUCCCCGAAGAAGCAGGAGGAAAUCUUGACACUGUACUUUGACACGGAGAAGGGCAGUGCAUAUAAUUUCGGUCGCGUUCCGAUGGGUUCUUGUGACUUUUCAGUCGACUCGUACAGCUUCGAUGACGUGCUGAACGACACCAAAUUAUUGCACUUUGACAUGAGUGUCAAGCGCGACCAACACGUACUGAUCCCGUUCAUCAAACGCGCUUUGGAGCGCCAGCCAGAGAUGAAGCUGUUCCUGGCCCCGUGGAGCCCACCGGCCUGGAUGAAGCGCGGUAGUGACGAGUACAAGCCUAGCCUGCUUGGGUCCAUGGAUCCUGUAGGACUGAAGGACAACAUGCGAGCAGCUUGGGCUCUGUACUUCUCCAAGUUCAUCACUGCGUACAAGAAACAGGGCAUCCCGUUCUGGGGGAUCACGCCUCAGAAUGAGCCCGAAUUCGCUGCACCGUGGGAAGCGUGCAAGUACAACGCCUCGUACCAGGCAGAAUUCAUUGGUGACUUCCUUGGCCCCGUCCUCGCGCGCGACCACCCUGAGGUUACGCUCAUGGUAUUCGACCACAACCGUGCUAGUGUUCGUCAUUGGGCCGAGGAGAUAUACCACCACCCCACUGCUGGACAGUACGUGGAUGGCAUGGCUUUCCACUGGUAUGACAUGGAGCGCUACAUGGACGGAGUGGCGUAUCACGAACGUCUAAACGACACGCACUUUAUCGACCAGAACCGCUUCAUGUUGGCUACGGAGAGCUGCAACUGUCCUGGCGUCGCGUACGGUGACGCUGCUUGGUUCCGCGGACAGCGUUACGGCCAUGACAUCAUGACGGACCUGAACAACCAUGUUGUCGGUUGGGUCGACUGGAAUCUGCUGCUUGACCACAAGGGAGGACCCAACCACAAGGGAAACAAUUGCGACGCUCCAAUUAUUCUGACUGAGGAUGGCACGGAUUUCAACAUCCAGCCUAUGUACUACUUCAUCCAGCACUUCUCCAAGUUUAUUCCUGUUGGCUCGCGUCGCGUGAAGACUCACGUGGCCGCCCGCUUCGAGAAACCUGGUGAUGCUCAACUCAUGUGGGCCUACCCUGCUGCUCUUACAUCCUGCGAUGGAAGCGCUCGGCAGACGAUGCACGCGACUGACAAUAAAAAAAUCGAAGUCACUGGAUCUGGUUUCUGCUUGGGUAUGGUCGAUGCGGUGUGGCAGGGCAAGGAGAUCCAAUUGGUACAGUGCAAGUUCACGCAGCAGACGUGGACGUUCGAGGAGGAUACCGGACGUAUUCGUGUGAAUGAUUACUGCUUGUCACUCAACCACGGGUCCACGGAGAACGGGGCACGGCUGACUGCAUCUCGAUGUAAAGCUGAAAUUGUGCCUCACCAGCAGUGGACGUUCAACGAGGACGGCACGCUGCGCUCACGUGCGUCUACAACCGACCAGUGCGCGACUGGCGGGUACUCGUUCGUACAGGCCACUACGUUCGUGACUCCUGAGGACCGCAAGGUGCUCGUUGUACUGAACGAGAACACAGAAGCGGCCGACUUUGAGAUCCAGGUCGGGGAUAUGACGCUUGAGACUAGCAUCCCUAAGGGUGCCAUCCGCACGUUCACGUGGAUGUAG
Molecule: messenger RNA, 2040 nt
Organism: Phytophthora infestans T30-4
Lineage: Eukaryota; Oomycota; Peronosporomycetes; Peronosporales; Peronosporaceae
Product: glucosylceramidase
Exons: 1
Coding region: 1-2040 (679 amino acids)
Biological process (GO): glucosylceramide catabolic process
Molecular function (GO): glucosylceramidase activity
Source: RefSeq, a predicted model, not a curated record